AUGAAUAAAUAAAAUUGGAUAAAAGAAGCUAACUUAGAUUAAGAAAAUUUCCUGACAAAAUAUAUAAAUUCACUAUAUUGGGCUAUUAUUACUAUGUUAACAGUUGGUUAUGGAGAAAUACACCCUAAUAAUGAAUUAGAAAAACUAACCUGUAUUUUUAUAACUGUGUUUUCAUGUGGUAUUUACGCUUAUACACUAAAUAGGAUAGGUGUUUUGAUUUAAGAAAUUACUGAAUAAGAUACUGAAUUUAAAUAGAAUUUUUCAUUACUUUCCUAAUAUAUGAAGAGAAGAAAUUUAGGUUUAAAAAUAUAAAGAAAAGUAAAAUAAUAUUUUAAAUAUUUACACUGGGAAAAACACAAUUAUAAUGAAAAUGGUUAACAUAUGUUAAACUUUUUGUUAGAAUUAGCUCCAGAAAUGAAAGAAAGGACAUAUAGACCAGAUGAUAUUGUCUGGUAGGCUUCAGAUUUAUAAUUUAAUAAAAAUAAUAGAAGAGGGUAGUUAUUUUAAUCAGAAAUGCUUUAUUACUGA
This is a messenger RNA of Ichthyophthirius multifiliis, 528 nucleotides long. RefSeq lists its product as hypothetical. The record is from RefSeq and is a predicted model, not a curated record. The transcript has 4 exons. NCBI's taxonomy places the organism in Eukaryota, Ciliophora, Oligohymenophorea, Hymenostomatida.